This is a messenger RNA of Candida tropicalis MYA-3404, 1161 nucleotides long. RefSeq names its product putative chitinase (gene CHT4). Gene Ontology annotation, cellular component: extracellular region. Gene Ontology annotation, molecular function: chitinase activity; chitin binding. The transcript has a single exon. Lineage: Eukaryota; Fungi; Ascomycota; Pichiomycetes; Serinales; Debaryomycetaceae. The record is from RefSeq and is a predicted model, not a curated record. The coding region runs from base 1 to 1161 and encodes 386 amino acids. Gene Ontology annotation, biological process: carbohydrate metabolic process; chitin catabolic process.
AUGUGUCAUAAGAUGAUGGAUAAAUUUCAACAAAGAUUACAACUUCAUAAUAACAAACCAUUCUUUAAAACUUGUGUUUAUUUCUCAAAUUGGUCUGUGUAUCAAAAGAAACAUUUCCCUCAAGAUCUCCCAAUUGAUUAUUAUACCCAUAUUUUCUACGCUUUUAUUCUUAUUGAUGAACAGACAGGUAAAGUUAAAUUUAGUGAUGAAUGGUGUGAUUUACAAAUGCCACAGCCUAAACCUAAUGAAUGUAAUCUCGGUAAUAUCAAACAAUUUAAUGAAAUGAAGAAAACCAACAGAAAUUUGAAACUUAUAAUGUCUAUUGGUGGUUGGGGGACUUGUCAUUUAUUUGAAUCUAUUGUUAAAGAUGAUAAGAAAUUUAACAAUUUUGUCACUAGUUCAAUUGAAUUUGUUGAAAAGUAUGGAUUUGAUGGAAUUGAUUUAGAUUGGGAAUAUCCAAAGAACUCACAUGAUGCUGCUAAAUUUGUUGAAUUGUUGGCAACAAUAAGAAAACAUUUAGAUUCUAAAUAUUUAUUAACCAUAGCUGCUCCCGGUGGUAAAGAUAAUAUUGAUAUUUUACAUGUGUCAGAAAUGGAUAAAUAUUUGAGUUUUUGGAAUUUGAUGUGUUACGAUUUUGCUGGUGAAGGAUGGUCUUCUAAAACAGGAUUUCAUUCUAAUUUGUUUGGUGAUAAUGGUGAUAAUUGUUUGAAUGCAUCUGAUAUAGUUCAAUCAUAUAUUCAAAAAGGUGUUCACCCUUCAAAAUUGAUUUUGGGAAUGCCAUUGUAUGGACGAGUUUUCCACGGGGUUGCAAAACCUGAAAUUGGGAUUCCGUUUACUAAAGAAAGAGCUCCUGGUUGUGUUGAAAAUGAUAUAAUUGAUUAUAAGAAUAUUGAUGAUGGUUUUGAUGUUGAGCUUUUUGAUUCGAGAAAAGUUGGUGCUAUAAAGUUUGAUUCAAAAAGAAAGCAACUUGUCACUUAUGAUAAUCAUCAAUCUGCUGCUAUCAAAGGAAGUUAUGUUCGUCUGAAUAAACUUGGAGGAGGUAUGUGGUGGGAUUCAGCUGGUGAUGUAGCAAAUGAUAGAUCAUUGGUGAAGCAUUUCGUUGAUCAACUUGGAGGAAUAGAAGUUCUUGACAAGUCAGAAAAUAACAUCACACAUUGCUAG